Molecule: messenger RNA, 1374 nt
Organism: Bufo gargarizans (Asiatic toad)
Lineage: Eukaryota; Metazoa; Chordata; Amphibia; Anura; Bufonidae
Gene: OLA1
Product: Obg like ATPase 1
Exons: 11
Coding region: 136-1359 (407 amino acids)
Cellular component (GO): cytoplasm
Molecular function (GO): ATP binding; GTP binding; ATP hydrolysis activity
Source: RefSeq, a predicted model, not a curated record
CGUCGCCCCGCCCCUUCCGUCUCUGAGACGCCGGCUGCUGCCGAACGUGACUGGGAAUUCCGUGAGGCCUCGCACCGUUUCCUCCGCGACAGCCCCCCCACCCGGGAGAGACACGUGUUGUGGAGCGAUGCAAUAAUGGCUCCAAAAAAGAAAGCAGACGAUGGACCAAAACAGCACCCGAUUAUCGGAAGAUUUGGGACCUCUUUGAAGAUUGGAAUCGUGGGGCUGCCAAACGUAGGGAAAUCAACUUUCUUUAAUGUGUUGACAAAGAGCCAGGCGUCCGCGGAAAACUUUCCAUUUUGCACCAUUGAUCCAAAUGAGAGCAGGGUGCCCGUCCCAGAUGAGAGAUUCGAUUUUCUGUGUCAAUAUCACAAGCCUGUAAGCAAAGUGCCAGCCUUCCUGAAUGUGGUGGACAUCGCCGGCCUUGUCAAAGGGGCCAGUGCGGGCCAAGGCUUGGGGAACGCGUUUCUGUCAAACAUCAGUGCCUGUGAUGGAAUAUUUCAUCUUAUGCGCGCUUUUGACGAUGAUGACAUCAUCCACGUUGAAGGAUCCGUCAACCCAGUGCGAGAUAUUGAGAUCAUCCAUGAUGAGCUCCGUAUGAAGGAUGAAGAAGCCAUCAUAGCUGCUCUAGAUAAGCUUGAAAAAGUAGCCGUGCGAGGAAGUGACAAAAAGUUAAAACCAGAAUAUGACAUAAUGUGCAAAGUCAAAUCCUGGGUGAUGGAUGAAAAGAAUCAUGUCCGCUAUUGCCAUGAGUGGAAUGACAAGGAGAUUGAAGUGCUAAACAAAUACUUAUUCCUGACCUCCAAACCGAUGAUCUAUCUAGUCAACCUCUCGGAAAAAGACUACAUCCGCAAGAAAAACAAGUGGUUGAUAAAAAUUAAGGAGUGGGUGGACAAGCAUGACCCAGGGGCCUUGGUCAUUCCUUUUAGUGGGGCCUUGGAACUGAAGCUGCAAGACAUGAGUGAUGAGGAGAAGCAGAAGUAUCUGGAAGAGAAAGUGACACAAAGUGUCUUGGCCAAGAUUAUUAAAACUGGAUACGCAGCUCUACAGCUCGAAUACUUCUUCACCGCAGGCCCCGAUGAAGUGCGUGCUUGGACCAUAAAGAAAGGGACAAAGGCUCCUCAGGCUGCAGGGAAGAUUCACACAGAUUUUGAGAAGGGUUUCAUUAUGGCGGAGGUAAUGAAAUUUGAUGAUUUCAAAGAAGAAGGCUCUGAAUCAGCCGCCAAGGUGAGUUGUGACUGCUACAUGUUAGAGGACAUCUUCUCGUGGAGAAGACACGGUGCAGAGAUGGAGGCAUCUGAUUGUCACCUUGUAGGCAAAAAAAAUUUCAUUCUCAAUCCCGGGAGUUGCAUCCGUUGACUCUUUACGCACCGU